Molecule: messenger RNA, 803 nt
Organism: Drosophila melanogaster (fruit fly)
Lineage: Eukaryota; Metazoa; Arthropoda; Insecta; Diptera; Drosophilidae
Exons: 2
Coding region: 101-718 (205 amino acids)
Source: RefSeq, marked reviewed
AAAAGUCAAACACUUUUCUCAAUUGCCACGUGCCAGAACACUGAACAUUCACCAAAUUUCUCUCAUUAGAGCGUUUCUCUAGGAUAACCCAACCCAUACAAUGUGGAUGCAAUUAGGCUGUCGCGGGCUUGCAAAAAGCCCCAGGCGAAAAGAUGAAGACAUUGAGCCACAAUCUAUUAUUGCCAGUGCAUACAGGCACGAAUACAUAUACAACACAUAUUUGGCUAAGAAUACUUUUCAAUUACCAUCGGGCACAGAUAGCGUCUAUCUCGCCAACCCUUCGAUGAACGAGCUAAUGCGAGCUAUUCAAAGUGGCUCCUCAAUGGACACAUUUAAGCGCGUCAUAGUAUCAAUGAUUGUCCCAAUUCCCAGAACUUCCCAGCUGCUGGCACAGGCGAACUCUCCUUGCUAUCAAAAUUUAAGACUUACCCCAAAUGUAGUGCACCGAAGUCAUUCUUUCGAUCAGCCGCAAGUGGGAAUGUCAGUUCAACGACUGCCGAGAGUGCACUCGGAGGGCGAUUUGUUGCAGCCCAGGAGGUCGGUUUGUGAUGAGAUGAUCUCUAGAGAUGCUUUGCCAGCGCGUGUGGCUCCUUCGGAAAUGCCCACGAAGCCCCAGGAAGUGGCGACCGAGGAGCCCAGUGUCCAGUGGAAUGCAUGCUAUUGGAUUGGCUUGGCACACUUGCUAAUGAUAAUUUCUUGCAUGCGCGGACUCUUUUAAACAGGCAUUCAAAUAUAGAACGUCUGAAUACUGCUGUGAACUCUGAUGCAUUAAAGAAUCAAGUUUUUUACUUGUCUCACAGCGU